Molecule: messenger RNA, 2049 nt
Organism: Ilex paraguariensis (yerba mate)
Lineage: Eukaryota; Viridiplantae; Streptophyta; Magnoliopsida; Aquifoliales; Aquifoliaceae
Source: the annotation of a GenBank genome assembly
UCAAAUUUGGAAUGUCGCAGACCUGGUUGUCCUGAAAGACAAGUCAGAGCAAGACAGACAUUUCUUAUUUCAUGACGACCACCGUCCCCGGCGUUAUCACUGCCGGUUUGUCUCUGGUUCACAUCCGCCACACAUCGCUUGUCACGGGAGGAUUCCGACCGCAACGAACCGUUCGGGUGUAUGCAUCGGCGACGACUCGGCGACCAGUUGUGUCAACCGAGCAACAGCCUCCAACUAAUGUCUCCAUUAACGGGAGGUUCGUAAAUAGCUCAAAAGCUGAGACCAAUACGGAACACAAAGCUGAGUCGGAAUCUGAUUCGGAGUCACACCGUUUGGGCUUAAAGGAUUACUUUGAACAGUCAAAAGAGUUGGUCAGAUCUUCGGACGGUGGACCGCCUCGUUGGUUUACGCCUUUAGACUGCGGGUCUCGCUUGGAAAACUCUCCGCUCUUGCUGUUUUUACCUGGGAUUGAUGGUGUCGGACUUGGACUUAUUUUGCAACAUCAAAGACUUGGAGAGAUUUUUGAUGUAUGGUGCUUGCAUAUUCCCGUUACAGACCAAACACCAUUUACAGGCCUGGUGAAGUUGGUUGAAAAAACAGUUAGGUCAGAGAACCGACGUUCACCAAAAAGACCCAUAUAUCUUGUUGGAGAAUCAACUGGGGGAUGCCUUGCACUAGCUGUUGCUGCCAAUAACCCUAACAUUGAUCUUGUAUUAGUUUUGGCUAAUCCAGCUACAUGUUUCAGCAAGUCCCAGCUGCAUCCUUUACUACCCUUGUUAGAAGUCAUGCCUGAGCAGCUCCGUAUUAGCAUGCCUUAUAUGUUGAGUUUAAUGACAGGUAUUCCUUCAAGUAUGGUGAUGACGACUGUCGAGAAAGGACUUCCUGUGCAACAAACACUUGGAGAGAUAUUGGAGAAUGUUAUAGCAUUGACAUCCUACGUUUCUGUUUUGACCGAUAGUUUAUCUGUAGAAAUGCUUCUCUGGAAGCUGAAAAUGCUCAAAUCAGCUUCUGCGUAUGCCAAUUCACGACUCCAUGCUAUAAGAGCUCAGACAUUGUUACUUUCCAGUGGGAGGGAUCAGUUACUACCAAGUCAAGACGAGGGUGAAAGACUUUGCAAAAUGCUGCCAAAUUGUGAGAUUCGUAAAUUUAAUGAAAGUGGUCAUGCCCUCUUCUUGGUAGGAUGCUCUCUCUCUCUCUAUAUAUAUAUAUGUGUGUGUGUGUGUGUGUGUAUUUGUCUAGGAGCAAUCUUUAUGAAACUAAUGCGCUUGUUGAUGUGCCAAUUGAAUAUUGACCGAGAUUGAUACUUUUUCUCAUGGUUCUACAGCAAGGAGUCUGACUAUACAAAUCAAUGACAUCCCAUAGAAAAACACCAAACAAGUCAAAUAAACGGCACAACGCUUUACAAAUAAUGUUUAACCUGGCUUUUUGAUAAGUUGAUGACAAAAGGUUGGCAAACUUAAGUUUUUAUCCUCAACUCAACUUGUUAAAGCAUUAUCCAAACAAAGUGGUGCCAACUACACUUCAAAUCCUUGUCUACCAGUGGUAUUGUUUGUAGAAAAAACCAAAAUCAUCUUUUGUUUCAAGUAACCCACUUCAAAAAAAUGCUUUGUCUUUCAUCAUUGUUUUAAGUGCACAAUCUAUGCCAUAGGACAUUUCAGGCCCCAAACCCUAUUGCAAUAAUAGGAGCCUGUGAUCUUUGCCCAUGCAAAAAAAAAAAAGGAAAAAAAGAUAACACAAUCUGUAAAGAUAACCAUAGUGGAUAUCAUUCCAAAAUUUUCUGCCAUUGGAUGAGCACUUGCUUCCCUAGAUUUUAUGAUGUGAGUGUUAGUGUACCAUUCCAUUGUUUGCUAGCUGCUGUGUUCGUCUGUGGAUGAUUGAGGUAGAAGAUUUCUGCCACAGUUUGCCACCAACUUGCUUAGCUGAUAUUUUACUGUUGUCCUUGAGAUACAUUGAAUGUUAUUAAAAAAUAAAUUGCAACCUUAAAAUGAACCUUUUGGAACUUACUAUUUUGUAGUGAUUUGUAUUGGAUUAAAGUUUCCAAUAGCAAGG